CCCCGGGGGGCUGCUAGACCCGGGAGCCAGCCCAAAGCCCAUCGGUAGUAUUCAAAUGGGUAACGCCUCGCGCAACUGACUUGAUCAGUUUCUUUUUCUCCCUUCAACGUCUUGUUUUUCUGGAUCUUGUUUGGCUCAAGAAGCGCUGGCUUCGCAAUCGUCGCCCAAGCAGACCAUCAGCAAGAAAGUCGAUUGGUAAAGCUCCCCAGGAUACUAAAUCAAUCGAUACUGUGAGACCACAAACAGUCGAAUCAUCUAGUUACUUUCUUCAUUAGGAGUGCUUGGAAUUGUCCUACUAAGCGUCCUUCUUUCGUUGCUUAUCACUGUAAAAGACCGGAAGAGAAGAGGCUGCGAGAGCUGGCUCUCUACGCACCUGAGCUUAUCAGCUAGCUUAGUAGCAAGAAUCGUUCUAUAUACCAUUUGUCGACGCCCGUGUCGAAUGACAUCCAGACAAAUUAUCCUUUGAAUUACGGAGUAACUCAGGCAAAUAUCAUUAGUGGACGCGGCCUUUAUUCAAUGGCACCUGCACAACAACCGACUGUAGAGGAGCGAAGCUCUUCAGACACUACGGCCUCGUCAAUAAAAAGCCCUCGGAUGGCUCGCUUUGUGGAAGCAACGACGGUGCAAUCCCCAACUGGGCCUGCUGACGCCAGGAGGUCACCGUUCGCAGACCCUCCCCGUCAGUCACAGGCGCUCCCUGAUGUGUCCGACGUAGGCUUUGGAUAUGUUGCCGCAAAUGAUUCGGUACAACACGCAUCCCAUCACCAACUGCCAGUUUCACCGCUCAAAAGUGCACUGAAAGUCCCCGGAACGCCAGGGCGCACACUAAAUCCACUCAGCCCAACGUUUCGUGAAGAGUUUUAUGUGGAGAAGGAAGAGAAGUCUGCAGAGAAGGAGAAUGCUAGAGAUCUGCGAAUUAAACUCCGCGUCCGGGUGGCCAAGAUAUUCCUGCGUUUCGUGAAUUUUGGCUGCAGUCUGAUAGUCGUCACAAUCUUAGCAUUGACUCUGUUCGUCUUCCAUUCUACUAAAUCACUGCCUUCCAGGGGAGGUUUCCCUGCUUGGGCCAAUGGCACCAAUCCGUGGACUCAAUAUCUGCUCCUUUCAGUGGCAUGCGUCUCGUUGUUUGCUUGCCUGAUCGUAUUUUGGGGCUAUUGGAAAGGCGGCCACAAGCGUGCCGAAAAACUCACUGUUUACUAUCAAACAAUUGCAGUGUGCUUCUUCAUGUUCAGCCUUGUAAUGUGGAUUGUCGCAGCGGCGCUUUACCAGAAUGAAAAAGCCAACGGAAACAGCCAGGACCUUUGGGGUUGGUCCUGCAAGAAGAACACAAGGGAAACGUUGUUCCAGAACGAUAUUGACUAUGCCCUCCUUUGUCGGUUGCAGGACUGGGGCUUGGUGUGCGCUAUUAUUGAAGUCGUCCUCGAAGUUCUGGUCAUCCUUAUCUAUGCGGUUGUGUUUUAUCGGUUCUGGACUAAGAGGCGCCUUAUGAAGUCAAUGGACCGCCGUGACAAGGCUAGAUCCGAUCUGUACCUUGCCCAGCUCCGUCUUCAGUCAGCACCCAAUACACCUGGAUUUUCUCUCGCUCAAAAGACGCCUAUAAUAUCUACAACUGUUUCGCAAGAUCCCUAUUCAAUGGCUGAAAACGGUGAAUCAUGCUCCACCCAGUUUGCCACGCCCCGUUCUCCGACAAAGCCCCAGCCGACCUUCCAAUUGCAAGCACCUCCCAUCCGUGUACAACAAGCGACUCCUAAGACAGAGCAGAGAGAGUUCCUUGGCCCUAGUUACGUUCCUACGGCUCCUGAGCCGGCACCAAAUGUUAACCAGCACAUGGCUGCUGCGCCUGGCGAACGGGCCUACGAUGCUGUGCCGAUUCCGAGGGCGUAUUCGAGUCCAAUGUCGCCCACGUUCCCUCAUGCCUCGCGUUAAUGAUUUCCACGUUUAAAUAGCCUAAUCAAUGGUUGAAAUGUGCAUAUGCACCUGCACGCGAAGCCUUGGAAUACAGACUGACGCAUUGUAUUUAUUCUUGAUGAUUAUAUUAUUCCCCGUUCCCUUAUUUCAAAUGGUAGCAUGGUAUUGUGUUUUCUCGAAAGGUUUCAACCGCUUUAAUAUAUUCUCUCAUUCAAUGAGAUUGUUUUGGGGGGUGGGGGUUUUACCUACCUUUAUAUAACGCACUGUCUGCAUCUUUCUGCCACAUCGAUAUGAAUCGAAGGAACAAUAUUGUGAUUUGUGAUACUUAAAUGGGUGUCUUGGACAUUAUGGGACUGCUGUUUUGUCCGUA
Molecule: messenger RNA, 2275 nt
Organism: Aspergillus caelatus
Lineage: Eukaryota; Fungi; Ascomycota; Eurotiomycetes; Eurotiales; Aspergillaceae
Exons: 5
Coding region: 517-1923 (468 amino acids)
Source: RefSeq, a predicted model, not a curated record